CCCAAACCACAAAAACAAAGCAAGAUAAUGCAGGAGCCCGGUGGGGGAUCGUCGUCCUCUUCGGGGCGAAGCAAGCUCGAGCGUAAGAAGGCUCGCCUUAAUCGGCGGAAGAUCGCGGCCGAAGCGGAGCGCGAUGCGUUGGCUCGAGAGCAGGAGGCUACGCGUGUGGCGGCCAUCAGUCGCAGUCGUCUGCGUCGUCUGCCGCCGUGGCUGCCCACUUUGCCGUCCACCAACUCGGAAGAUGCCGCUGUGCUGCGAGAUCUCAACGACGCUACGCGACCCGUAGCCCUCCGUGUUGGCCAGGAGAUGAUGCGCUAUUGCGUCUACACGCAGCGCGUGGUAGAUGAAGCUCGGCAACAUAUCGAUGCUGCCAUUGCGCAUAUCACCGAAAGUGUGCGCAAGAUCUGGCCGCACGCUUCAGUCACGUGCUUUGGCUCAUAUUCCACGGGUCUGUGGCUGCCGUCCAGUGACGUUGAUGUAGUGGUUAUGGGGUUAUCCAACUCCGAAGACCGAGACGUUCCUACUCAAUUCAUCCCGGAUGGAGUUAAAGAGCUCGAGCAAUUGGCAAGACAACUGCGACCGCAAAAGAGCUGGGUACAACGCGUGGAUGUCGUGAGGGGCGCCAAAGUCCCUGUGGCUAAGGUGAUUUUACGCCGUGGUAGUCAGAAGGAGGGAGAGAACUCGGCGCUACUUAGAGUGGAUGUCUCGAUCGAGAACGUACAGACUAGUCACGGAAUGGAGGCCAGCAAGCUCGUGCGUGAAUAUGUGAGUGAUCUGCCGAGAUUGAAGCCUUUAUUGAUGGUACUGAGGCAGUUCUUAAGGGAAAAGGCACUAAAUAGUGCGUUUACCGGAGGAUUGAGCUCGUACGCAGUCACGCUACUAGCGGUGUUCAUGAUGGAAAUGCAGAGACAUCAAGAGGACGAUAGCGACGAUGCAGACGAAACACCAAAAGAUGAGGAGGCGAGAAAACUUGGACAGCUGCUGCUGGACUUCUUGGAGUACUACGGCACGUUGUUCGACUACUACACCACCGGACUGUCGCUCAAGCCGGAGGCUUUUGGCGCAUACCCUCUAGCAGCUCACUUGUCAAUCGCAAAUGGUUUACCUCUCAUGCCUCAGCUUGUAAUUGACGAUCCAGUGUACAAGAACGGACAGCAUAACGCUGCAGCAGGAGCGUUUGCUCUCGCACGAGUGGUGGCAGCGCUUGAAAAUGGCUACUUUGCCUUAUGGUACCAUCGCCCUACCCAGUUCACACCCACGCCGUUGUGUCAAUUGUUGCACUGGUCGGGCCACCAGGCACGGGAUGUAAGUACAGCCAAGCAGUAAGUUACGGGCUCGUUAGAGUUUACAGCAUUCUUGCACCCUCUAAUCAAAGAAAUAGAGAUCAGAGAUAGAAAUGCUGUUUCUAA
This is a messenger RNA of Phytophthora nicotianae INRA-310, 1409 nucleotides long. RefSeq lists its product as hypothetical. Gene Ontology annotation, cellular component: TRAMP complex; nucleolus. The transcript has a single exon. Bases 28 to 1326 code for a protein of 432 amino acids. Gene Ontology annotation, biological process: RNA 3'-end processing. Lineage: Eukaryota; Oomycota; Peronosporomycetes; Peronosporales; Peronosporaceae. The record is from RefSeq and is a predicted model, not a curated record. Gene Ontology annotation, molecular function: poly(A) RNA polymerase activity; mRNA binding.